Messenger RNA from Coregonus clupeaformis (lake whitefish), 1351 nucleotides. RefSeq names its product ribosomal protein L7-like 1 (gene rpl7l1). The transcript has 6 exons. The coding region runs from base 87 to 836 and encodes 249 amino acids. Lineage: Eukaryota; Metazoa; Chordata; Actinopteri; Salmoniformes; Salmonidae. The record is from RefSeq and is a predicted model, not a curated record. Gene Ontology annotation, biological process: maturation of LSU-rRNA from tricistronic rRNA transcript (SSU-rRNA, 5.8S rRNA, LSU-rRNA). Gene Ontology annotation, cellular component: cytosolic large ribosomal subunit. Gene Ontology annotation, molecular function: RNA binding; structural constituent of ribosome.
GUGGCAGAUUAGAUAUAAGGAGGAUGGGGAGUCUGACGUAGUUUUUCUGCGACGGCACAUCUUUUUAUGCAUGCAUCGGAUUCGUGAUGGCAGAACAGGAUUCUGAAGCGAAGAGGGUGAUAAAGUUGGUUCCUGAGAACCUUCUGAAGAAGAGGAAGGCCUAUCAAGCCAUCAAAGCCACUGAGGCAAAGCGUGCACUUCUAGAGAAGAGAAAGGUAUCCAAAGGCAAACCCUUGAAGUUCAAGCGCUUGGAGGACUUCCUGAAGGAGAACCAUAGAAAACAUCGCGAUGAAACGCGUAUCAGGAGAGCAGAUCACAGACCAGCUCCAGCCAUGCCCCCUGCAAAGAACCGACUGGCCUUCGCUGUCCGCAUCAGAGAGAUCAAAGGAGUCAGUCCCAGAGUUCAGAAGGUGAUCCAGAUGUUACGACUAAGAAAGAUCUUCAGCGGUGCCUUUGUCAAAGUGAACAAGACCUCUAUGGCUAUGUUGAAAAUGGUUGAGCCUUAUGUGGCAUGGGGGUUUCCCAACUUGAAGUCUGUUCGUGAGCUGAUCUUGAAAAGAGGACAGGCAAAGAUUGACAAGCGAAGGGUCGCUCUCACAGACAACACACUCAUUGAGCAGCAUAUGGGCAAGUAUGGUAUCAUCUGUCUAGAGGACCUGAUCCAUGAGAUCUACUCUGUGGGGAAGAACUUCCGUGUGGUCAGCAACUUCAUAUGGCCGUUCAAGCUGUCUGUGGCUCGUCACGCUGCCAGGGACAAGGCAGGUCUUUUGAAGGACAUCGGCAACCCAGGACCCAGAGGGACGGACAUUAACUCAAUCAUCAGGCAGCUCAACUGAGGCUGCAUGACAGACACUUUCACAGACUCUUUCCUAGAGCCAGUGAUUAACCUUUUUUUCCAUAGCUUAUUCAUUGGUGGUUCUGUAAUUCAUUUUCUUCAUGUCUGCAAGAUUAUGAGUUGCCCAGUGUGGCAUGAGAUAAAUAAAUCCCUUACAGAUUCAUAAGGAUUCAAUUCAUCUUUGUCUUAACACCCCUGGGACCCAGCUGGCAGAAUUAAUACUGGACCUGAUCAGAAUUUAAGACAUGGACAGACUACGCCUUUCUGAACUACGUUGUGAUUAGAUAGUAGUUAUUGUCUCGCCCUUUUGUUGGACAAUUGGUAAUCUCAUGUUACCACCUCUGCAGCGUUUCCAUAUUAAGGCCAUUCUAUGGAGAUUCUAAUGGCAUUAUCACUACUUACUUUGCCCCUCUGGUUGUCGAAGGGAUGUAAUUAUGCAUACUAUGUGAGAUUAAUGUGUUUAUUUUUCAAUAAACUGAAACAAGAAUUUGUUUUGUACUUGGGUGCAGAAAAUGA